Molecule: messenger RNA, 1468 nt
Organism: Nicotiana attenuata
Lineage: Eukaryota; Viridiplantae; Streptophyta; Magnoliopsida; Solanales; Solanaceae
Product: vacuolar protein sorting-associated protein 25-like
Exons: 7
Coding region: 644-1183 (179 amino acids)
Biological process (GO): protein transport to vacuole involved in ubiquitin-dependent protein catabolic process via the multivesicular body sorting pathway
Cellular component (GO): ESCRT II complex
Molecular function (GO): protein homodimerization activity; structural molecule activity
Source: RefSeq, a predicted model, not a curated record
UAGACCUGAGUAAUCAGAUCCACCCCCUCCAAAUAGGUGAGACCCCAAACUAGCGCCGUUGGGUUCAGCUCUAAGCAGACCCCUCCCCUCCCUGCUCCUUCUUCAUUCUUCUUCAUUAUCACAACCUAAGAACACACAACCAGACCCCUAAUUCCCUUCCCCUUUCUCUGAAGAAGCAGCGUCGCUGCUGACUUCUUCUUCUUCGUUCCCCAGAUAUACAGAGAAACGGCGCACCCUCCCCUCCUCUUCACUCCCUCAGAUAACUUCCCCCUCUCAUUCCUCUCUGAUUUCAUUAACACACCCACGCAAUUAGCCACGACCUAAAAGAAAAGCUUAGAAAUACAACAAAGCCUUCACAUGCAUUGAAAAGAGAAAAUCUAAAGUUAGAGAUAUUUGGAGAUCUGGAAAGCAGAGUUCUAAAAAAAACAGAAAUAAAAAGGGGAUUUCAGAGCUUGAUGGAGUUGUAGAGCUUUGUUCGAAGCUGUGAGUUUAAUUUGAACUCAAAUCGCUGUUCGAUUCUGCUGAAUUUUACUAUUCCGGGAACUGCUGAGCUUCGGUCGAGUUUGCCUCUGCCUUUAGUCGAUUUAUUCAAGUUUUUCUUUGUUCAUCCAGGUAAGGCAGAGAAGGAAUUAGUUCAAGAAAGAUGCAGAAGCUGGGUGAAUUCAAGCUGCCUAACUUCUUCCACUAUCCACCUUACUUCACUUUGCAGCCCGUAAGGGAGACUAGGGAGAAGCAGAUACAGCUAUGGAAGGAGCUCAUAAUUGAUUUCUGUCGAACCCAAAAGGUCUUUGUAAUUGGGCUGGAGGAACACUUUCCAUUGUUCAGUAAUCCUGCUAUUGAAAGAUCUCUGAGUCAUGAAGCUAGGGAGGCAUUUCUCUCAGCUUUGGUUUCUGAUGGUCGUGCAGAAUGGAUGGAUAAAGACCAUAGAAAAUGUCUAAUCUUAUGGCAUCGCAUCCAGGACUGGGCAGACUUGAUUGUAAACUUUGUAAAGGAGUAUGGGCUGGACGACAGUGUUAUGACAGUUGAAGAAAUACGUUCUGGGACGGAGUCCCGGGGAACAGAGCUUCAUGGAGUGGACCGUACAGUUCUUGUGCGAGCUUUGAAGCUGCUUGAACAUAAGGGGAAGCUUGCGAUAUUUAAGGGAACUUCAGCUGAUGAUGAAGGUGUCAAAUUUUCUCUGUAAACCACCUUGAUGGACUCCUUUUGCGUACAAUGAGCGAGAAUUGUACUGAGUAUUUAUGUCGUGAAUUACUUGGUGGGAGCCAAAUGGGAUGAAAUGACUUCUUUUCCAACUUCUGAAACUGAAUUCUCCGUAUUUUUUGAAUUUCCAUCAGUCAUCACGUUACACGGUGUUACACGUAGACGACUGGGAAUUGGGACUCCCACGUCAUUUGAUAACACUCCUUUUUCACUUGUCUUGAGGAAAAAUGAGAUUUUGAAAUUAUUAAAUAUUUGGCAUUGGGUGCAG